Oncorhynchus masou masou (cherry salmon) is the source of this 3707-nucleotide messenger RNA. It is a transcript of the gene eif4ea, whose product is annotated as eukaryotic translation initiation factor 4ea. The transcript is spliced from 7 exons. NCBI's taxonomy places the organism in Eukaryota, Metazoa, Chordata, Actinopteri, Salmoniformes, Salmonidae. Bases 75 to 722 code for a protein of 215 amino acids. Gene Ontology annotation, molecular function: RNA 7-methylguanosine cap binding; translation initiation factor activity. Gene Ontology annotation, biological process: translational initiation. Gene Ontology annotation, cellular component: cytoplasm; eukaryotic translation initiation factor 4F complex. The record is from RefSeq and is a predicted model, not a curated record.
UGUCAUGUUGGAAAGCGCAAUCCAAUCCGCUUUUAUGUUUCACAUUACAGAAUAGUGAAUCCGAUAAUCAGAAGAUGGCGACAGCUGAGUCGGAAUCAAGUUUGAAUCCCCCUAAUUCCGAGGCGAAAAAAAGUGAAACUGGUCAAGAAGUUGUAAAUCCUGAAGAUUACAUCAAACAUCCACUACAAAAUAGAUGGGCUCUGUGGUUCUUUAAGAAUGACAAAACAAAAACCUGGCAAGCAAACCUCCGUCUCAUCUCCAAGUUUGACACAGUGGAAGACUUCUGGGCUCUGUAUAAUCACAUCCAACUAUCAAGUAACUUGAUCUCUGGCUGUGACUACUCACUUUUCAAGGAUGGUAUCGAGCCCAUGUGGGAGGACGAGAGGAACAAGCGUGGUGGCAGGUGGCUCAUCACACUUUCCAAACAGCAGCGCAGGGCCGACCUCGACCGCUUCUGGCUGGAAACGCUCCUGUGCCUAGUGGGCGAAGCCUUCGAUGACCACAGUGACGAUGUAUGCGGGGCAGUAGUUAACAUCCGAACGAAAGGAGACAAACUUGCAAUAUGGACAACAGACUACGAAAACAAGGAUGCUAUUACACACAUAGGACAAGGGUGGAAGGAGAGGUUAGGCGUGCCGCACAAGGUGAUCAUCGGAUAUCAAUCACACGCGGACACUGCCACCAAGAGUGGUUCCACCACCAAGAACAAGUUUGUUGUCUAAGGAGUUUUUUUUGUUGGUUGGUUGUUUUUCCUUUCCGUUUCCAUGGCGUUUGUUGAAAUGCUGUUGCGAAGUUUAAUCUGCUACCCAAUUGAAACCAAAGCUUCAACGCAGACAAUUGCCUUUAUUCAAUCAAUUGCAAUAUGAUUUCACAACAAAAUGGUCUCAUUCAUAUUUGCCCUGAAACAAACCUAUACCUUCGAUGAAGGGUGGGAAUAACCAUGAGAAUUGAAAUACCCCCCAAAAAGUUAUCCAUGUUCUUUUUUUUAUGCGCCAUUUCCCUUUUCUUACUGAGGAUAUACUAGGAGGCUUUUUGUUGAUAUAUUUUAUGUUUAACAGCAUCACACUCGUAGCUGCCAGGGAUUUGUCUCCGUAAGCGUGUUUUCGGGAUGCCUAAUUCCAAACUAAAAAAAAAUAUAUAUAUAUAUAUUAGUACCAGUACCAGUCAAAAGUUUGGACACAUCUACUCAUUCAAGGGUUUUUCUAUAUUUGUACUAUUUUCUACAUUGUAAAAUAAAAGUGUAGAUAUCAACUAUAAAAUAACACAUGGAAUCAUGUAGUAACCAAAAAAGUGUUAAACAAAUCAAAAUAUAUUUUAUAUUUAAGAUUCUUCAAAGUAGCCACCCUUUGCCUUGAUGACAGCUUUGCAUACUCUUGCCAUUCUCUCAACCAGCUUCAUCUGGAAUGCUUUUUUUUCAUCUGGAAUGCAGUCUAGAAGGAGUUCCCACAAAUGCUGAGGACUAUAAUGCUUUUUUGGAAUGUAAAAUUGCCUUCAGUGUAAACUUAAACAGCAAAAACCAAAUAAGGAUGUAGAAAAUAUAAAAUGUUAUUUAUUUAUUUAAUAUAAUCUAUCAGUCAUCAAAAUAAUUGCUGAACAGUCAGGAGAAUAAAAAAAAAUUCCCAACUCAUCCCAAACCAUCUCAAUUGGGUUGAGGUCAGGUGAUUGUGGAAGCCAGAUCAUCUGAUGCAGCACUCCAUCACUCUCCUUGGUCAAAUAGCCCUUACACAGCCUGGAGGUGUGUUGGGUCAUUGUCCUGUUGAAAAACAAAUGAUAGUCCCACUAAGCGCAAACCAGAUAGGAUGGCGUAUUGCUGCAGAAUAUUGUCGAAGCCCUGCUGGUUAAGCGUGCCUUGAAUUCUUAAUAAAUCACUGACUGUCACCAGCACCACUGUCACACCACCACCUCCAUGCUUCACGGUGCGAACCACACAGGCAAAGAUAAUCUGUUCACCUACACUUUGUCUCACAAAGACACAGCGUUUGGAUGCAAAAAUCUCAAAUUUGGACUCAUCAGAUGAAAGGACAGAUUUUCACUGGUCUAAUGUCCAUUGCUUGUGUUUCUUGGCCCAAGCAAGUCUGUUCUUCUGUUUGGCGAAGGCCUGAUUCACACAGUCUCCUCUGAACAGUUGAUGUUGAGAUGUGUCUGUUACUUGAACUCUGUGAAGCAUUUAUUUGGGCAGCAAUUUCUGAGGCUGUUAACUAAGGAACUUAUCCUCUGCUGCAGAGGUAACUCUGGGUCUUCCUUUCCUGUGGCGGUCCUCAUGAGAGCCAGUUUAAUAAUAGUGCUUGAUGGUUUUUGCGACUGCACUUGAAGACACUUUCAAAGUUCUUGAUAUUUUCCGGAUUGACUGACGGUCUUAAAGUAAUGAUGGACUGUCAUUUCUCUUUGCUUAUUUGAGCUUUUCUUGCCAUAAUAUGGACUUGGUCUUUAACCAAAUAGUCUUAUCUUAUGUAAACCACCCAUACCUUGACACAACACAACUGAUUGGCUCAAAUGCAUUAAGGAGGAAGGAAAUUCUACAAAUGAACUUUAACAAAGCACACCAGUUAAUUGAAAUCCAUUCCAGGUAACUACAUCAUGAAGCUGGUUGAGAGAAUGCCAUGAGUGUGCAAAGCUGUCAUCAAGGCAAAGGGUGGCUACUUUAAAGAAUGUCAAAUGUAAAUGAUAUUUUAUUGGUUAUUACAUGAUUCUAUAUGUUAUUUCAUAGUUUCUAUGUCUUCACUAUUAUUCUACAAUGUAGAAAUACAAAACCCCUGGAAUGAGUAGGUGUGUCCAAACUUUAGACUGGUAGUGUAUGUGUAAAAUGUAGAGAGAGAUCUACGAGAUGAAAGUUGACCGAUACUAUAGUUUGCUUUCAGUAAAAUGUUCUCAACCUUUGGUAUUGCAGAUCUAUUUGGUGUUAUUUUUAUUUCUCUCACAAUAUUGUAUUCUUCAUGUAAACCUGUAUUGUUUUUUAAAAGCAUUUUCUAAGCGCAUCAAGAUGCUUUAAUAAAGUGUAUGUAAAACUGUACUUGUAUUCAUUGGAGGUGUAUUAGGUGUAACUGAAUGCCUUGUUUUGGCACCUUGUCCUGCUCCUAUGAACAUGGUACAAAAGAUGACUGUAAAUAAAUGUAAAGUAUGUUGUCUUGAAGCUAGAAAUUGAGAGAUUAUUCUGUUUAAAUGGAUGUUGAUGCCUGUAGUCUUGUUCAAAACUACUGUUUCAGAGAAGCGUUCUUCGUCUGUAUCAAGUCCCACCAGACUCAUUCACAGUGCAAUUGUAUGCCCAAAAAGGGGAUAAAGGUAUUUGAUUUAUUUUCCAUGAGAUAAACCUCUUAAUGAUGCACUCCAGGAUCUUAAGCACAAAAAAUGUGUAACAUGUCAUUUGAAUUCGAAUCAUAACAAAUCACCCAAAUAGAUUUUUUUUGCUGGAUGUAAUAUAAGAUAUUGAUGACUUGGUGCACAAUUUGACAUACUACACAAAAAACAGGGACCACUUUUAGCUCCUGACCACCACUUUCAAAACUACUGGUUGGCUGAAAUUAUACUGAAGUUUCAGAGUGGGUUCAUUCUCAUUUUCAUGCAAAUAUUCAAACAUCCGCAGAAGGAAAAUGUGGUGUUUCUACAAAAGACUUGCUGUGGAUAAAAGUCCGUGUGUGAUGAUGUAGUGCACACAAAAUGUACUCUUUUGCUUAAGUUUUCAUUUUCCAAAUAAAAAUCUGCUGCUCCUU